Molecule: messenger RNA, 1185 nt
Organism: Fusarium oxysporum Fo47
Lineage: Eukaryota; Fungi; Ascomycota; Sordariomycetes; Hypocreales; Nectriaceae
Product: putative serine dehydratase domain-containing protein
Exons: 4
Coding region: 1-1185 (394 amino acids)
Biological process (GO): D-serine catabolic process
Molecular function (GO): D-serine ammonia-lyase activity
Source: RefSeq, a predicted model, not a curated record
AUGCCUCGCUGCCUCUCAUCAAAGCAGACACCAAUGACAAUGGACCACUCCCUGGAGCACCACCGCGCCUAUCUUGGCAAUUCUGUCUCCCAGCUACCCACGCCGUCCUUUGUAGUUAGCCUCCCCAUCGUGCAGAGGAACAUUGCCAGAUUGCAUCAAGACGUUUCCGAUCUUGGUAUCGGCUUCCGGCCGCAUGUCAAAACACUAAAGACACUUGAAAUCACGCGGUUGAUGCUUGCAAACGGAAGAUAUCGCUCUGUUGUCGCCUCGACCCUGGCAGAGAUCCGUGGAGUUCUCCCUUUGGUCCAAGAGGGUGUUUUGGAUGAGUGUCUCUAUAGCAUGCCUGUCUACCCCGGUGCUUUGCCUGCACUCCAGCAAUUGCGCAAGUCUAUCCACAUACAACUCAUGGUCGAUAACGAGCAGCAAAUCACUUGCCUGGAUAAUUUCCCAACCGAAUCAACACAGCCGUGGGACAUUUUUAUCAAAAUCGAUGUUGGUUCGCACAGAGCCGGCAUACAACCAGAUUCGUCUUUAUUAUGCAGGCUGGUCGCAAAGGCCGAAAAGUCUCACUCUGUCAAUAUUGCUGGCUUUUACUGCCAUGCGGGCCAUUCCUAUGCCGGGCGUUCUCCCGCCGAGGCAGAAAGAACGUUACAAGAUGAGAUCUCGGGAGUCUUGAUCGCAUCGAAACUCUUGCCCGCGACGCGCAAGCUCUGGGUGCAUGUCUAUGUGACCGAGAUAUCCAUCUGCCGAACAAACCCUUCCGCUAACAUGAGCCGUACAGGGAAUUUCCCCGCCAACGAUCUCCAACAAGUUUCAACGGCUGUCAUUUCCGAAUCCGACCAGGCGGUGCGUGUGAUCGCCGAGAUAUGCAGCGUGUAUCCAGAUCGCAACGAGGCUCUCAUAAACGCAGGCGUCGUUGCCUUAUCCAGAGAUACCAGCGCAUUUCCUGGCUUCGGAUAUGUCGUGGGGAGGCCUGAGUGGAACGUGGUUCGGCUAUCCCAGGAGCACGGAAUACUAGGUACGACGCAGCCUAAGAGCACAGCUGAUGAGGCUUUUGCAGUUGGACAGCGCGUAAGUCUGUACUGCAAUCAUGCCUGCAUUACAGCGGCAGCUUUCUAUGUUUAUUAUAUUGUCGAUGAGGAUGAUGUAGUGAUCGAUUGCUGGGUUCCUUGGAAGGGCUGGUAA